AUGAUCUAUACCUUCGCGGGAAAGAAAAUCUUCGACAAGCGACGAGAGCUUGUGAGAGCAAAUGAACGCAUAUCACCUGACACCCUACCCAAAGCACUCCAGAAGCUCUCAGACCGAGCUCCUCCCAACCACCAACUCCGCCGAAGAACCCCCUCCGAUAAACCCUCUAGACCGGGAUUACCUCCUGUCCAACCAUCUUGUACAAGUGUGCAUCCCAAUAAACAAGCCAACGCGGCUAUGUGGGCCUAUGCAAAAGUCUCGCUACUGUUCUUCCUCGCUAUGAUGAUCACGUGGAUUCCAUCGACUGCAAAUCGCAUCUAUUCCAUUUUGUACCCGGGCAUGGUUAACAUGUCUCUGCAAUAUGUUUCUGUAUUUGUGUUACCGCUGCAGGGGUUUUGGAAUGCGUCGAUUUAUAUUAUCACGAGUAUGGAUGCUUGUAAGGUUCUCUGGAAGAGAUUAGGGGAGCCGGUGGUGAUUUUAAAGGGGGCCGGGGGGUGA
This is a messenger RNA of Botrytis fragariae, 498 nucleotides long. RefSeq names its product putative camp receptor-like protein. Gene Ontology annotation, biological process: adenylate cyclase-activating G protein-coupled receptor signaling pathway. Gene Ontology annotation, molecular function: G protein-coupled receptor activity. The transcript is spliced from 2 exons. Bases 1 to 498 code for a protein of 165 amino acids. The record is from RefSeq and is a predicted model, not a curated record. Gene Ontology annotation, cellular component: plasma membrane. Lineage: Eukaryota; Fungi; Ascomycota; Leotiomycetes; Helotiales; Sclerotiniaceae.